Aaosphaeria arxii CBS 175.79 is the source of this 1230-nucleotide messenger RNA. RefSeq lists its product as uncharacterized. The record is from RefSeq and is a predicted model, not a curated record. Bases 116 to 925 code for a protein of 269 amino acids. The transcript is spliced from 2 exons. NCBI's taxonomy places the organism in Eukaryota, Fungi, Ascomycota, Dothideomycetes, Pleosporales.
CGAUCUGCACUCAUGCCUUUCUCCUUCUCUUCUACUUCAAAAUCCUCGACCCUACGGUUUACUCAUUCUGAUAGUCUGGUCUCUUCAUUCUAACCGUCCCUCCGGUUCGAAGAAUAUGUCGUCGAUUCCAGACUCGUGCUACAUUCAUUCGGGGGGUUCGGUCAUAUUAACGACAGAUCUAUCGCCUUGCGGAGUGACAAACAGUACCAAUCCACAGGUUCCAUGUUGUUGGAAAGGCGACACAUGUCUCAGUGAUGGCAUAUGUACAUACACGCACUCUCUAGAUGGUGGCUCGGGCUAUGUCGCAGCAGGAUGCACUGAUCAGGGUUUUGGAGACGGCUGUCGAAGCCUGUGCGCCCAAAAUACUUAUGGAGACAUUGUUUAUGUCGAAUCGUCGAAGACGUGGCAUUGCUGCAGCUUUCCACCUGAUGGGAUCCGCAAUUGUUCACAGCCCUUAUCAGACCAGUUCCUUGCCCCAGCACCAAAAGAAUUACUCACCAUACAAGCUCUACCCAAGACUGGGACUCCGUCGUAUGUAGUUGCAACAGUAUCGAGCACGCCCACCUCAACGCCAUCCGGUAUAUCAACCAGUGCCAGCUCAACAACUAGCACAGCUGCACCCUCUACCACAUCAUCCACUAGCAACACAUCGACUCCUUCAACUAGUGGGGGUCUCAGCACUGGUGCAAAAGCUGGAAUAGGCGUUGGAGCUGGAAUUGCGGCCGUGGGAAUUAUGGGACUUAUUGGAUUCUUGCUCUUCAGACGCCGCCGCAGACAACCGUAUGCCACGGACACAAACGUACACGAACUUGCACAACCGCCAACAUACUACGCAAACCAGACAAAGUAUGCAGAACUACAAGGUCCUAUCGCUGAGAAAGAUGCCAGAACAGGACCUGUCGAGCUAGGGACGACGGAGCGGUAGUAAUGUAAUCGUACGAAUGCGGCGCUGGAUUCCGACAACUGCGAAGAGAAAAGAAGAGGAAGGUUUUCGGUCAGGAUUUAUAGUUCAUUGUUUGGAGAUACCCGAGUGGAUGUAAGACCAACACCAAGGAUGUAAUGGGGGCUAGGAUACGGCUUCGCUCUGUAAUAAUGUCAGUUAGAAGCUGGAAAGAGAAGACCAGGAAAAUGUUCGAGUCAACGCGAUAGGUUGAAUACCCAAAUGAUAAGGAUCAACGCCUUCUGUUUCUGUAUGUUGCUAGUUCAGUCCGACAGUCGUGCAUGUCAUAC